This is a messenger RNA of Aspergillus tanneri, 480 nucleotides long. RefSeq lists its product as uncharacterized. NCBI's taxonomy places the organism in Eukaryota, Fungi, Ascomycota, Eurotiomycetes, Eurotiales, Aspergillaceae. The transcript has 3 exons. The record is from RefSeq and is a predicted model, not a curated record. The coding region runs from base 1 to 480 and encodes 159 amino acids.
AUGGGCCUCAAUGUGACGACAUAUAUACGGGUCUGGGACGGGGGGCUUGCCAAAAUCUCACGGAAGUUCAACGUCUCACUCGUGAUAUGGGCACCUUAUUCCAUGGUCUAUCACUUUCGGAAGCAUCUAAUAAAUUUGCACGUCCAAGCGAGUGGCUUUGCUGCCAACGGUGGUGUGCAAACCUUUGACCAUGAUACCAGUAGCUCUACCUAUCGCUCUCAGAAUACUAGGGAACAUUUGCCAGUCACUGAAACGGUCAACAGCACGGCAAAAGUUGAUGCGCAAACCCAAACUACCUGCGAUACUGCUUCAAUACUCCUACUACCUCUUGGAUACAUAAUUAUAAAUUAUCUUGCCCACAGGUCUGCCCAAGAUGGUGUGGAGUUUCUUUGCAUCAAGCUGCAGUGGCAUUCUCAAGCUGAGCUUGGACGAUUUGCUCCGGAUAUGCUGAACGAGUAUAUCCACAAACAAGGUCUUUAA